UAAAUUGAUUUCCCUCUUAUCAGCCUUCUUCGCUGUCCAGCUUUUGCAUUCAUACACAGUGAUGGGGAACACAAUGGUUUGGACGGUUCUGACUCCAAUGGUCAGUUGUAUAUCUUUGCCGUGCAGCUCUCCUAAAACAGGGGCCCAUGGUUUGCUCAUAGGACCUUCUGACAUUUUCUUCCCCAUGCAGAAAUACCUGCUCCAUCGCCUGUUCCUUGUGGCAAUGUCCAGGGAAGAAACACAGGAGGGAGAGAUCAUAGCCUACCAUGAGCAACUUUUCCAGAGGAUCUACAAGUUCCACCUGGGAGAACCGGCCUCUGGGGUCCUGAUCAUCUAUUCCAACUGCAUCCUCCACAUUAUUGAGGCCUCUAGUGGGACCAUCUACCAAAUCCUGAAGGACCUGGCCACCUUUGAAACCCAAGGCUCAGCGGCCCUGUUGCGAGAUGUGAAGCUCCUUGUGAUGUCCCACAACAUCCCAACCCGUCUGUUCUCGCAGUGGUACUCCACCAAAGUGGACGCGCCCGUCUCCCUGGAAGACGUCACGCAGAGUCAGACCACGGAGGAGGUCAUCACCGAGUGCUUGACCCUCAGCCUCAAACUGGGAGUCUACCUUGCAACCGUGAAGGUGGGCAACAAGGGCCUGACUGACUGCCUCCACUCAGUGGUCCCCGAACUUCUGAUCCCAACGGAAGUCAUUCGAUGUCUGUGCCGGGCCAAAGAAUGCUUGAGUCCCACAGAAUUUCUCCAGAUGUACAGCAAGCCUCUGCAGAUAAGCAUGGAUUCAGAAAAAGUGUGGCCCACUCCCACUCAUAUGCUUACCUGAAGUGCUCCAGAACGCCUUCCAAACUAUGGGUCGAGUUACAGCAAGGAUUAUGGAUCUGCCGUGGAUGAGGGCGAAACUACAGAACCAGCCUGGGACUUAUAAGUCCAGUAAACCUCCUCCGUCCGCACCAGCAAAGACAUCAAUAAAGCCCUUUGC
Molecule: messenger RNA, 979 nt
Organism: Sceloporus undulatus (fence lizard)
Lineage: Eukaryota; Metazoa; Chordata; Lepidosauria; Squamata; Phrynosomatidae
Product: testis-expressed protein 47-like
Exons: 6
Coding region: 62-823 (253 amino acids)
Source: RefSeq, a predicted model, not a curated record